Loa loa (African eye worm) is the source of this 198-nucleotide messenger RNA. RefSeq lists its product as hypothetical. Lineage: Eukaryota; Metazoa; Nematoda; Chromadorea; Rhabditida; Onchocercidae. The transcript has a single exon. The annotation marks the transcript as partial. The record is from RefSeq and is a predicted model, not a curated record.
GAAGCGCAAACGGAGCAAACAGACCUGUUGGAUUUACCAGUGCAAAAAGUGAGUGAGGAACGGAAUGUACCAAUAAGUUUGUCAAUACAAGGAGUAGUAAAUGGAGAAGUAGGAAUAAAGGAAGAAAUAUUAGUCGACGAAGUGUCUAAAAGAUAUGCAGAAUUAACGAAUUCAAAAAGGAAGAAAGCACCUUUGUGA